AUGGGCGACAAGAAACGCAAGCUUGCCGAAGAAGCCAUUGCGCCUGAGGGCAAGAAGCUGAAGCAGGAAAAGGCCAAGGGGGAGCGGAAGGAAAAGAAGGAGAAAAAGAGCAAAGCGAAGGAUGUUGUUGAGGACGUAGAAACUGAGGACGUCGCAGCGCAUGCCGACAGCAAGUCGGAGAAGGACAAGAAGGAAAAGAAGGAUAAGAAAGAGAAGAAGGAAAAGAAAGAGAAGAAGGAGAAGAAGGAGAAGAAAAACAAGGAUGAAGAAGAGGAGAAGCCAAGUCCCCAGACCGCAGGGGUUGAUUCAAUGGACGUCGAUAGCGAUGUAAAACCUACCGAGAAGCAAGAGGCUGAGGACGACGAGCUCGAAAAGAAGGACAAGAAGAGCAAGAAAGAUAAGAAAUCCAAGAAGGAGAAAAAGGAGAAAGAAUCCGCAGACGAGACGCAAGAGCAGCCAGAACAAUCUGCAGAGACAGCGCCUGCCGAAGAUCACUCACAACACAACCAGAAAAACGCACGUUUCAUCUGCUUCGUUGGAAAUCUCCCUUACUCCGCAACUGCCGACUCCCUCAGAAAGCACUUUGAGAAGAACCCUCCGUCCUCAGUACGCGUAGCUACUGAGAAAGACAAACCGACCAAAUGCCGCGGUUUCGGUUUCAUCGAAUUUGACAACUAUGACCGCAUGAAGACCUGCCUGAAACUCUACCAUCAUUCCAUGUUCGAUGAUGGGAAAUAUCCCCCUCGGAGAAUCAAUGUCGAAUUGACGGCCGGCGGCGGUGGUGGUAAAUCUGAGCAUCGUAAAGCUAAAAUCGAAGCCAAGAACAAGAAGCUCAAUGAGGAGAGACAACGUCAAUCCAAGGAUAUCCAAAAGGAGAAGACAAAGACGAAAAAGACUCAUUCUAAAGAGACCGAGGACCAGGGCGCCGAUCAAUGGGCUGGUAUUCACCCCAGCCGAAGAGCCCGUAUGGCGUAA
Aspergillus udagawae is the source of this 975-nucleotide messenger RNA. RefSeq names its product RNA-binding protein. The transcript is spliced from 3 exons. NCBI's taxonomy places the organism in Eukaryota, Fungi, Ascomycota, Eurotiomycetes, Eurotiales, Aspergillaceae. The record is from RefSeq and is a predicted model, not a curated record. Gene Ontology annotation, molecular function: RNA binding. The coding region runs from base 1 to 975 and encodes 324 amino acids.